CGCUCAGCUUGAUGUCUUCGGCAAGUAUGAAGAAGAUGAAACAUGUAAAAUAUAGGUGCUGACUAGCUUCCCGAGAAAACUAUCUAAAAUUUUCGUGCAUCUACUUUCUCGAGAAAACGAGUUCGUUAAUUUUCUUUUCCUUUUACCUCCGAGGAAAUUCAAUUUUUCUGUCGCACUGCAAGGGCUUAAAAAUUGUCACUCGCGACAGAGUUGAAGUCGAGACAUGCUGUUUGCUGGAUGAAUGGCUUUGAAAACUCAAUUGAUUAGCAUAUGCUUGCUAGGGUUGUUAAUUUAAGUGUUUAUAUAGUCAGGGAUGUUGCAAAGAUUAGUUUCUGCGGUGGCUAGGUUAGGGAAAAAUACAAACACUUUCGAUAAUGAGAGUGCCUCCCAAGGAUCAAGUUCGAAUCAAGAGACAAAGGAGCCAUCAAAUUAUCUUGAUCACGAAAUUGCUCAACUCACAAAGCUUAGCUCAGUACCCCAUGAACGUUUGAGUAGGGUGCGAACCAGCGAGUUGAGAUCACUUGUUUCCCCAGUGAAAAUGUUGGCCGGUCGGGAAGGUAACUAUUCGGGGAGGGGCAGAUUUUCAUCUGCAGAUAGUUGUCACCUUCUAAGCCGAUAUUUGCCCGUCAAUGGUCCUUCAAGGGUUGAUCAGAUGAAUAGCUGUGCUUAUGUUUCGCAGUUUUCUGCUGAUGGUUCUCUUUUUGUAGCAGGAUUUCAGCAGGAAAGUCGUAUUAAGGUAUAUAACGUGGAUAAUGGAUGGAAAGUUCAGAAAGAUAUUCAAGCCAAAAGCUUGCGAUGGACUAUUACUGAUACAUCACUUUCUCCAGACCAGCGUUUUCUUGUUUAUGCCAGUAUGACACCUGUUGCCUAUAUUGUUGAUGUUGGAUCUGCUGCAACAGAAUCUCUUGCAAACAUUACGGAAAUUCACGACGGUCUGGUUUUUUCUGAUUAUGAUGAUGGCAACUACUCUUUUGGGAUCUUUUCUGUAAAAUUUUCAACUGAUGGGCAAGAGCUUGUAGCUGCUUGUAGUGAUAAUUCAAUAUAUGUUUAUGAUCUUGAAGCAAAUAAGCCUACCCUUCGUAUUCGAGCACACUCGUCUGAUGUUAACACUGUAUGCUUUGCUGAUGAAAGUGGCAAUCUCAUAUAUUCGGGGAGUGAUGAUAACCUUUGUAAGGUGUGGGACAGGCGUUGCUUUGCUGCAAAAGGACAAGCUGCUGGUGCCCUGGUGGGACAUCUAGAGGGCAUUACAUUCAUCGACAGUCGUGGAGAUGGCCGUUAUUUUAUCUCAAAUGGAAAAGAUCAAGCUAUCAAACUUUGGGAUAUUCGAAAAAUGUCCUCUAAUGUCACUUGCAGUCCAACACCUAGAAAUAAAGAAUGGGACUACAGAUGGAUGGAUUACCCAUAUCAUGCAAAAGAUUUGAGACAUCCACAAGAUCAAUCAUUGGCUACCUAUCGAGGCCAUGAAGUCUUGCGCACCCUCAUACGCUGUUACUUUUCCCCAGCACAUAGCACUGGUCAAAGUUACAUCUACACUGGAUCUAGUGAUUCUUCUGUAUAUAUAUAUGAUCUGGUGACCGGAGAACAAGUUGCAAGACUCAACUACCAUGAUGAUACUGUAAGAGAUUGCAGUUGGCAUCCUUAUUACCCCAUGAUCGUCAGCUCUGCCUGGGAUGGUGUUAUCGCGAAAUGGGAAUUUCCCGGUAAUGCUGAAACACCAAUUCCCGCAAAGCGAAUUAGAAGGCGGAGAAGACAAUUCUGGUGAAUGGAUCAUCUUCUCACAUCCGAAUUAUUUCUGGUAUUUUGAUUAAUAUAUUGCACUCACAUCAUGUUUCUUAUAUCUUUCAGAGACGAUAUCUAAAUUGUACUUAAUAUUUUGUAGUUAUUGCCAUUUUCCUUUUCGAAGUGAAAAUAUUGCUGUAAAUUAUCUGCAAUAAAAUUUUCUGGACGUGGAGGUUUCAUA
Messenger RNA from Cornus florida, 1960 nucleotides. Its product is annotated as LEC14B homolog. The record is from RefSeq and is a predicted model, not a curated record. The transcript has 10 exons. NCBI's taxonomy places the organism in Eukaryota, Viridiplantae, Streptophyta, Magnoliopsida, Cornales, Cornaceae. The coding region runs from base 314 to 1762 and encodes 482 amino acids. Gene Ontology annotation, cellular component: Cul4-RING E3 ubiquitin ligase complex. Gene Ontology annotation, biological process: proteasome-mediated ubiquitin-dependent protein catabolic process. Gene Ontology annotation, molecular function: protein binding.